AUGUUACCCCUUCGCUACAAGAUCCUUCUUGCUCGAGGCCCACGCUACCAGGCACAGGCUCAGAGGAUCACAGAUGAGGCGCUGGCCCUUCCUGGCAUGCAGGGACUAUGGACCUGGAAAGGCUGUAACGAGCAUCCCAAACACAUGGAGAAGAUGUGGCAGCUACAGAGGAGGGAGCAGAGGUUCCUCGCCUCCAAGGAGCAGUUCCAUGCCUACCUGCGGGCCGGGGGCGAGCCCGGUGGCCAAGCAGGCAACGAGGGCGAGGAAGAGGAGGGCGAGGAGAAGAAAGAGGAGGUUGACAGCUGCCAGAGCGAGCCCCCCGCCAAACGGGUGAGGUCGGAGGGCCUCGGUCAGGACGGGGAAAGCCGUGAGGAUGCUGGAGCAGCGGAGAAGGAGCCUGGGGAGCGGAAGCGGGCCCGGGGGCAGAACAAGAGCAGGCCGUGCAUGAAACCCAACCACUACGAGCAGAGCAGGCUCUGCCCCUCGGUAACGCAGGGGUGUGCAGAGAAGUGCUACUUCGGCCCACGGUGCCGCUUUCUUCACGACGUCGGCGAGUACAUGGCUGCGAAGCCGGCCGACCUGGGGUGCAGCUGCGUGCUCUUCGAAACCUUCGGCAAGUGCAUUUAUGGCGUCACCUGUCGCUUUGCCCAAGCCCACCUUGGGGAUGGCUACCAGAACAUCGUCAACACGGACCUGGCCAAGCAGUGGGAAGGGAAGUCCCUGGUGAGGAACAACCUCUCCAAGGACCUCCAGCACCAGCUGCGCAAGAGGAAGUUUAUCUUCAAGAAGGCUGACGAGUACCUCCGUGGGCUGGCCAAGCCCCACGGCAAUGGCGGGAAGGGAGGCAAAGCCACGGGGCAAUCUACAGAGGAGCAAGAGGUUGGCGAGGAGGCUUCCUCCAUCAAAACAGUGGGCCCAGUGACAGAUGAAGAUAUUAUAAAGCUGCGGUCAUGUGAGAAGAGGAAGCUGGAAAUCCAAGGCAAGCUCUACUUGGCUCCACUGACCACGUGCGGUAACCUCCCUUUCCGAAGGAUAUGCAAGCGCUUCGGAGCAGAUGUCACCUGUGGAGAGAUGGCUGUGUGCACAAACCUGCUUCAGGGCCAGUCCUCCGAGUGGGCUCUCCUCAAACGGCAUCAUACCGAAGAUAUUUUUGGGGUGCAGCUGGAGGGAGCGUUUCCAGACACGAUGACCAAAUGUGCAGAGCUCCUGAACCAGACAAUUGAAGUGGACUUUGUAGACAUCAAUGUCGGGUGUCCCAUCGACCUGGUCUACAAGAAGGGAGGAGGCUGUGCUCUGAUGACUCGGUCCAACAAGUUUGAGCAGAUUGUCCGAGGGAUGAACUCGGUGCUGGAUGUCCCGCUGACUGUGAAGAUACGGACGGGGGUACAAGAAAAGAUUAAUGUGGCUCAUAAAAUAAUCCCCAAGAUCCGGGAGUGGGGAGCAUCCAUGGUCACGCUUCACGGCCGAUCCAGGGAACAGCGGUACACAAGGGGCGCCGACUGGGACUACAUAGCAGAAUGUGCUAAAAUAGCAAGCCCCAUGCCUCUUUUUGGAAACGGUGAUAUUUUGUCUUACGAAGAUGCUAAUCGAGCCAUGGAGAUGGGCGUUUCGGGAAUUAUGAUUGCAAGAGGGGCACUCAUCAAACCGUGGCUUUUCACUGAAAUUAAGGAACAGAGACAUUGGGAUGUCUCCUCCAGCGAGAGAUUUGAUAUCCUCAAAGACUUCACCAACUAUGGCCUUGAGCACUGGGGGUCCGAUACUCAGGGCGUGGAGAAGACCAGGAAGUUCCUGCUGGAGUGGCUCUCCUUCCUGUGCAGGUAUAUUCCAGUUGGCUUGUUAGAAUACCUACCUCAGAAAAUUAACGAGCGGCCGCCUUACUACAUGGGGAGAGACUAUCUGGAGACACUGAUGGCAAGCCAAAACGUGGAUGAUUGGAUUAAAAUAAGUGAGCUGCUUCUGGGACCCGUACCUACCAGCUUCACCUUCCUGCCUAAACACAAGGCAAAUUCCUACAGAUAGGGCUGACGAGGCCCCUUCCC
Messenger RNA from Nipponia nippon (crested ibis), 2039 nucleotides. The record is from RefSeq and is a predicted model, not a curated record. Lineage: Eukaryota; Metazoa; Chordata; Aves; Pelecaniformes; Threskiornithidae.